Nelumbo nucifera (sacred lotus) is the source of this 1996-nucleotide messenger RNA. RefSeq names its product RING/U-box superfamily protein. Gene Ontology annotation, molecular function: zinc ion binding. Lineage: Eukaryota; Viridiplantae; Streptophyta; Magnoliopsida; Proteales; Nelumbonaceae. The record is from RefSeq and is a predicted model, not a curated record.
UUCCCUCCAUGACGUCUUCCCCUUCCCGCUCACACUUCCCUUCUCUGCCGUUUAUUUUGCCAUUUUAAAAUCGCCCUCCAUGAAGGAAGCGAUAGAGGAAUUGAAGGAAAAAGGAUAAAAGGGAAGAGUCUGGACUCCAUAGUCUGGACGACGUGACUGUGGAAGAUUGGGAGCAAACAAGCAUGAGCGAUGAGAGCGGCUUUGGCAAAACCAUCUGUUCCAUCUGUUACGAGGAUUUCAAACCAAUCGUCGAAGACUUACAAGCUAUCUCGACCUGCGGUCACGUCUUUCACGAGCUCUGCCUCCAACAAUGGUUUGAAUACUGCUCCAAGGCAAAGAAGAGCACUUGCCCUGUCUGCAAGCAAUGUUGUUCUCCAGAGAAUGCCCUAAGGCUUUACUUCCAGUGGAUUGGCGAUUCCGCCGAUUUAAUUCGGUCUCAGAAACCAUUCCUCGGAGAGGAAGAAGAUCCUGCGGCGUUGCGCAGGGAAGUGAAGAGGUUGGAGGGGAAGAUAUCGGGACUUGGUUCAGCUUUUGAGCGCCAACAGCGUGAUCUCAAAGACCUCAGCGAAGAGCUUUGUCUCUGUAAGGACAACUUGAAGAAAGAGUUGGAACUGAAAAAAGAAGCUUUGAAACAGAAAGUGGUCAUUCAGCAGUUGCUUCAUUCAAAAUCCGAGGAACUUGAAAAGUUAUCAUUGGAGUGCUCCAGGCUUCAGGAAAGGAAUGUGGGUCUGGCUAAAGAGCUUGCUGCACUCAAAUUAGUAUCGGAUGUGAACCUGGAGGAAGAAGAAGUAUUGAAGCUUGCUUCGUUUGGUAAUGGAACUAACACCAAAGAUACAAUAGAUGUCCUAAAGAAGUCAUUGGUCCUUCGUAACAAGAGCUACAAAGAAUUGAUGGCCCAAUGCAACCUGCUAGGAAGAGGAGAGAAUCGUUCUCUUAGAAAGCUUGAGAAGGCUGAAGAGAAGAUAAAGAAGCUGAAGUCAAGGGUGCAAGAACUGGAGACAGCUCUUGAAGAAAAGGAUAAUGAGGCCCUAAGGGCUUUGAAAGCCUCCAAGAAAACUACCACCAAGGGGGUUGAUACAAAUGAUCUGAAUCGGAACCCCAACUCUCCAUGUAUCAAUAAUAGUCCAUCAGCGAGUCAAUUGGUGCAUCCUGUUAAAUCCAUCAAGAACUCAAAUCAAAGUGGACACUUGAACAAUGAUACAUUUCAUUCCAGGAAAAUGGACCAUUCUAAAUUCGGCAAAGAUUUAGGUGUAAAUACUUCAAAGCAGGAUGCGACUGUCAUUCUGGAUCCAGAUAAUGAUGAUUACUCAGUUAUAGAUAAGGAUGGCCAUUUAUUUGGGUUCUCAGAUUCAAGCAUUGCUACUAAGAAUUACAUAAACAAAACUUCUGCUGGCGUUUUAGCCAAAGAUGUGAAAUUGCUUGUUGAUGACACUACAGAUGCUUCACCUUUAAUAAAUAUUAGAAAAGAGACUCCAUCUUCUGUUCCCAUUACCCAGCCAGGAGAUCAAUGCUUUUCCGGGGGGCUUAUUGGGCCUGAUGGAACAAAGAGAUAUCUUGGUAAAUGGUGUAAACGUGUCCACAGCAAGGCACCAGAGCAACAAUCAGGUUGUGGAAGCUUAAUUGCUGUUGGAGCUGAUGGAAGAGGAGGCAGAAUCAAAGUUUUGAGAUCUCAAAACCAAUCAUUCUUGGAUGAUAAGGGUAAUACCAUGUUGCCAAAGAGACUCAAAUCUAGUGCCCAGCAAUCUCAAGGCUGCUUGCAAAUAGAGCAUUUCUUUAGAAAAGUGGCAUGAUAGUAAAUAUGUGAGUGUAAAUGGGCUCUGAUUUUUGUGCUGCCAUGUAUUUUUUUUUGUAGCCGAAGGCACAAAUUGUUAUUUACCAGUUCUAUUAAACUUAAAAACAGAAUGAGGAGAAAAUGAGAAAGGAAAAAGGUUCCCAUGUUUGUUGUAAUAGAUUGAGAUUAAUACCAAUUUAACUUCUGGAAAGCCUUUUGCUGGGA